CGUAACAGAUAAAACCUGACUCUCUUAGACCCAAAAUAAAUUUCUUGAACACACUUCAAGCUUAUAGUAAAAGUGCUUUUCACUGGUCCAUCGUACUUUUAUUGCCUUCACAACACGUAAUUGCACUUACAUCAUCUAUACUAGCGAGAUUUUGGUAGAUUUCAUUUUUAAAUUGGUCUUACGACAUUCGCUUACGCUGACUGGCAUUUCUGUACCGGCCGUUGUGCGAAUCGACCGCGUCAAAUCGUUCUUUUCGCUCGUUAUUUAUUUUUUCAUGACUAUGGUUUUUUAAUUGUUUAAUCAUAAUUCUUAUUUAAUUUUGCUGUGAGUGUAAUUUGAGUAUUCCGUGUCUUGUUUCUGUAACCCGAUUUUGCAAAGAUGGCCCAAGUUAACGAGAAGGAUAUCAACGCGAUAAAGGACUGGCUGGCUAAAGAACCUUACCUACCAAAACAUAUGGAUGACAUCGCUUUAAGAAAAUUCCUGUUCAGUUGUAAUAACAGUUUGGAAAGGACCAAGAGAUGUAUCGAAGAGUUCUGCACCACUCGCGCAUACAUGACGGAGGUAUUUUGCGACAGGGAUCCCUUAUCCCCAAAACUCCAAAAAGCUUUUGCUAAUACGUGUGUCACCACCUACUUAGCCGGCGUCGACGAAAUCCUUAUCCACAAGUUAACGAGCACGGAAAACUUCGAGUUCUACGAUCUCAUAAAGUCGUUCAUGUUACAAGCCGACCAAUGGAUCAGACUUGAAAGGGAUACGCUACCGGAAAACCACAUCAUCGUAUUAGAUAUAAAGGAGUAUACGCUUGCUAUCAUCUCGAAAUCCAAUAUAUUCUACUUCCAAAAGUUCCUGAUAUUCUUGUUGCAAGGCAUGCCGGUGCGUUUGAAGCAAGUGCACGUCGUGAACUGUCCAUCCUACAUUGACUACUUGUAUGGACUUGUGAAAGGGGCUCUACCACAGGAUAUACGAGAUCUGAUCAAGUUCCACACUGACCACAACGGCCUGCACCAGCAUAUCGACAAGAAGUACCUGCCUUCGGACUACGGCGGUGAGGCGGAAGAGAUGAUCAAACAAAGUCUGAAGUGGAUCGAAGACAUUAAAGCUUUAAGAAAAACUUACCUUGACGACACCAUAUGGAAGGCGGAUCUCAGCAAGAAAGCAAAGAAUGGAACAGUGGAUACUGCGAUGAGCGGUUCCUUCAGAGCAUUGGCUAUUGAUUAAGCUAAAUAUAUUUGGUGAAAUAAGAUUUGCACAAAAUAUAUUUAAGGAAUCGAGUAUUAUACCUAACAUACAAAUAGAAAAAAAAACUAUAUAUUUAAGAUCAUAACGGAAUAAAUAAAGCUAGUUAUAUUUUUAUAGUUAAGAUUUUUAAUAAAGCUAUUAUGUGA
Trichoplusia ni (cabbage looper) is the source of this 1385-nucleotide messenger RNA. RefSeq names its product alpha-tocopherol transfer protein-like. NCBI's taxonomy places the organism in Eukaryota, Metazoa, Arthropoda, Insecta, Lepidoptera, Noctuidae. The transcript is spliced from 7 exons. Gene Ontology annotation, cellular component: membrane. The record is from RefSeq and is a predicted model, not a curated record. Bases 379 to 1218 code for a protein of 279 amino acids. Gene Ontology annotation, molecular function: phosphatidylinositol bisphosphate binding.